This is a messenger RNA of Cladophialophora psammophila CBS 110553, 1728 nucleotides long. RefSeq lists its product as uncharacterized. The transcript has 2 exons. Gene Ontology annotation, cellular component: mitochondrion. Gene Ontology annotation, biological process: mitochondrial respiratory chain complex I assembly. The record is from RefSeq and is a predicted model, not a curated record. NCBI's taxonomy places the organism in Eukaryota, Fungi, Ascomycota, Eurotiomycetes, Chaetothyriales, Herpotrichiellaceae. Gene Ontology annotation, molecular function: protein-arginine omega-N symmetric methyltransferase activity. The coding region runs from base 1 to 1728 and encodes 575 amino acids.
AUGCGACAUGGAGGCUCUCGCCCACUCCGAUUCGACUGGUUGAGCACUCGACCUUCGUCCUUGAGUCGUCUCCGCCAAUGCUCUUCUCGCCUGCGUCCACAAUGCCCAUCUCUCGGCAACACCUCCUCUAAAGCUGCCUGGGCGACGCGAUCCUGCCGCCACGCGUCGACAAAGCCUGACCAGAGCCCGUCCUCGGUGCCGGCCCGGAAGUGGUCGACUCCCUUGGCCAAGACCAUCGCGCAGGCAAUUGAGGUGACAGGACCUAUUUCGAUCGCCUCUUACAUGCGCCAAUGUCUGACAAAUCCUGACGGAGGAUACUACACCUCAAGUCGUCCAUCAGCCGCAGAUGCAGACCAAUUCGGCACCGCGGGUGACUUCAUCACCUCCCCCGAGAUAUCUCAAGUCUUUGGUGAGCUCGUCGGAAUAUGGCUCAUGACAGAAUGGAUGGCGCAAGGGCGCCCGACAGAAGGUGUUCAGUUUAUUGAGAUGGGGCCUGGUCGAGGAACCCUCAUGAGCGACCUUCUCCGAACUAUCGGGCAGUUCAAGACAUUCGCGAGCGCCAUAUCGGCAGUAUGGUUGGUCGAAGCAGGAGAGGGACUACGAACCAAACAAAAAGACCUGCUCUGCGGGGAAAAUGCGCUCAUGAAGGAGGUUGCCGAUCAAACAGGGAAGAAUGUCUGGUGGGAAGCCACAAGCACUCAGGGAAUACCCGUCAGAUGGGUCGAGGACAUCGCACUGCUGCCGGCUCAGAACCAUCGUGGAGCUGAGGAGAUGCCCUUCAUCAUCGCCCACGAGUUCUUCGAUGCUCUCCCUAUCCAUGCAUUCGAGUCCGUCGCUCCCAAACCCGAAGAUGCACAACAGGAAGAUGCAAAGGGCCAACGACUCACUGAAGCGGGCCAACCAAUCGCAAAGCCAAUCAUGGCAACCAAACUCCCUCAAUGGCGAGAACUGCUCGUCGCGCCUACGACGCCGAAACUUACGACGCUCCUCGCCUCCGAGACCGAAAAAUCAUUGAGCCACAAAGAGCCAGAGCCGGACUUUCAACUCACGCUGGCAAAGGCGAGCACUCCUUCCUCGCUCGUCAUCCCUGAACGUCCUCGCUAUCGACCCCUCAAAGCACAAGUGUCCUCGCGCGUCGAGAUAUCACCAGAGAGUGCUCGAUAUAUCCAGGACUUCGCCCGCCGCAUCGGUGGAAGCGCGGCCCCUUCCGCAGACUCGAAGGGCAAGCCCAAGCACGCCCGUGACGAAGCCUCGCAACGAAGACCUGCCGGCGCAGCAUUAGUGAUCGACUACGGGCCCCUGGACACUGUCCCUGUCAACUCUCUCCGCGCAAUCCGCAAACACAAGAUCAUCUCCCCUUUCAUCUACGCUGGCGACGCGGACAUCAGCGCGGACGUGGACUUCGGAGCCCUGGCAGAUGCCGCUCUGGAAGCCAGCCCGGGCGUGGAAGUCCACGGUCCCGUCGAGCAGGGGGCGUGGCUGAUGCAGCUAGGGAUCAAGGAGAGGGCAGGACGGCUUUUGCGGGAGUUGGACGAGAAAACGAAAGGCGGUGCAGGCGAGGAAGUCGAGGAAGUGGAGAAGAGAAGGAGAGAAGCGGAAUUGGGUUGGAGGAGGCUGGUCGAAGGCGGGCCAAAGGGCAUGGGCAAGGCGUAUAAAGUCAUGACAAUCGUGCCGGAGAACGGCGGGAGAAGAAGGCCCGUCGGCUUCGGAGGGGGUGUUGUUGGGUGA